AACAGCAGCGACAGUAAAACGUUCACCAAACAAAAACAAACUAAAUAAUAAACAAAUAUAUACCAAUAUUUUUUUUAUAUAUUAACAAAUUUUACAAAAAAAAAAAAGAACAAAUAACACAACAAACCUAAAAUUAAUUUUAUUCAAUAUGUCAACGGAGGCCGCACAACCAGCAACAGCCCCAACUACAGAGGCACCACCCACCGCCGAGCUGGGACAAUUGGCUCUAGAUGAUGGGGCACCGAAAGUCAGUUUCUCGGAUCAAUUUAAGGCCUUCUCGAAAUUCGGGGAUACCAAAUCGGAUGGCAAAUUGAUAACCCUAUCGCAGAGUGACAAAUGGAUGAAGCAGGCCAAAGUGAUUGAUAAGAAAAUAACUACCACGGAUACGGGUAUCCAUUUCAAAAAGUUUAAAGCCAUGAAAAUUGGCAUUUUGGAUUAUAAUAAAUUUCUCGAUGAUUUGGCUAAAACGAAAAAAGUUGAGCUAGCGGAGAUUAAAUCAAAAUUGGCCAAUUGUGGAGCACCUGGUGUGCAAUCAGUUUCGGCUGGCAAGGCAGCUGCUGCUGUGGAUCGGCUUACGGAUACCAGCAAGUAUACGGGCUCCCACAAGGAACGAUUCGAUGCCACUGGCAAGGGUAAGGGUAUUGCCGGCAGACGAAAUCUGGUCGAUGAAUCUGGCUAUGUGAGUGGCUAUCAGCACAAGGAUACUUACGAUGCUGCCAAGUAGAUUCAUAACCAAUUCAUCUACUAUAUUUUCCUCUAUCACACAAAAAAAAAAAAAAACACCCACUCUUCUUAAAUAUUUUAAUUCUUUUCUUAUGUUGUUUUUUCCCCCUUUUUUUUGUGUUCUAUUUUUUGUGUCUUGCGUUUCGUAACCUGAAUUUAAUUUAAAAAAACAUUCUUAAAAACUAAGUUGUGAUUAUUUUAAGUGCUUAAAA
Drosophila willistoni is the source of this 935-nucleotide messenger RNA. RefSeq names its product tubulin polymerization-promoting protein homolog (gene ringer). The record is from RefSeq and is a predicted model, not a curated record. Bases 149 to 724 code for a protein of 191 amino acids. Lineage: Eukaryota; Metazoa; Arthropoda; Insecta; Diptera; Drosophilidae. Gene Ontology annotation, biological process: microtubule polymerization; positive regulation of protein polymerization; microtubule bundle formation. Gene Ontology annotation, cellular component: microtubule. Gene Ontology annotation, molecular function: tubulin binding. The transcript has 3 exons.